Molecule: messenger RNA, 1767 nt
Organism: Aplosporella prunicola CBS 121167
Lineage: Eukaryota; Fungi; Ascomycota; Dothideomycetes; Botryosphaeriales; Aplosporellaceae
Exons: 4
Coding region: 1-1626 (541 amino acids)
Molecular function (GO): iron ion binding; heme binding; oxidoreductase activity, acting on paired donors, with incorporation or reduction of molecular oxygen
Source: RefSeq, a predicted model, not a curated record
AUGGACUCCCCUAUCUUGAACUCGUUUUUUCAGGAAAAAGAUACAAGAAACACCCUGGUCGUCGCCUCGGUCUUGUUUCUUAUGCUUUUCCUGAUCAGUUACUUCAUAAGGUGGCUGCUUUUCGUUGCAGCCGUUCGCAGUCAAGCAGCUGACAAAAAGCCUUCCACUAUUCCGUACUUGAUACCUCUUGUUGGAAACAUAUUCUCGUACAUCUCAGACCCCUUUGAGUUCGUCACUAAGGCAUACACCAAUUGCAACGGAAACCCAACCCCCAUCUGCAUCAAGCUCGUAACCAAAGAAAUGAUCCUUGUCCGUGGAUCGGAGAACAUUAAGUCAUUGUGGCGGCAAACACCACUCACAACACCGACCACCAACAUCUACUUCGUGCUUCGUUAUAUGUUUGGCUUGCAUGCUGAGGCAGCGAUGCGAUAUCUCGAGGAUAAUUCUGGAAUGGGUGUUCAGCCACAUCCAGAGAGCAACGUUGCACCCCACAACCGGAUUGACUUUCAGACGCAUAAAGCCCUACAUCAGUUUCUCGAGGGUGUUGGCCUAGCUCCAUUCUUUGACCGUUUCCAAAAGAAAUUUUCUCAGCGACUAAACAAUCUUCCAAUCGGAGCCGAAUGGGUCGAAAAACCGGACAUGGUCGACUUCCUAACAAAGGAGUUCCUACGGGCCAAUCUUGAUGCAAUGUGCUCCCCAGCAAUGCUAAAUUUGAACCCCGAAUUCCCACAGCUCUUUUGGGAGUACAACGAUUGGAUCGUCUGGUUCACAAAGGGAGUUCCACGUAUUUUUAUGCCGAAGGGGUACGCAGUUCGCGACAAGCUCCUGAAAUGCAUCAAGAAGUGGCACUGCUACGCUGCAGAGCAGACAGAGCACUCUAAGAUGAAAUACGAAGGCGAGGAGGACCCGUUCUGGGGCUGCAGGUUCUUUCGCGAGAGGCGACAGACGUUGGGAAGGGUCGAUAAUUACGACGAGGAUGCGCUCGCAAGCAUGGAUCUUGGGGCUAUAUGGGGGUUUAACACUAAUCUCGUCCUGGCGAGCCUUUGGGCCGUGAUGGAUGUGUUCGAUGAUGUUGAGCUAUUGGCGCGCGUCCCCCGCGAGGUCGAACAGUGUGUAGGUCCGAAGCUAAGCGACCUAGACGUGGCCAAACUGUUGCAGCAGCCGGUCUUACAAGCCGUCUAUGCAGAAACGCUGCGGCUACGCGUGCACCUCUACAUAGUACGCUACUCGGAGCGAGACGAUCUUGUGCUGGGUGACUGGAAGAUCCCAAAAAAGAGUACGGCGCUAGCGUGUACAUCGACAGGCCAUAUGGACGAGGAGGUAUGGGACACUCGGCAUCGAUUUCUCGUCUAUCGCAACGACCCUGACGUCGACCAUGGGGAGACACCGAAAUUCUCUGUCGAAAAUAUGGCAGGGUCAUGGUAUCCAUUUGGGGGCGGCGUACAUAUGUGCCCUGGCAGGCAUUUUGCGAAACGUGCUAUUAUAGCAACGCUGGCGAUGAUGGUGAUGCGCUUCGACGUCGAGGUGACUGCCGAUGUUGAAGCACGGAGGAUGAAAUAUCGUGAAUUUGGUCUGGGGACGCAGUGUCCGCAUGGACCGUUGCCAUUCCGGAUUCGGCGGAGGUAGUUAUGAGGAAGUAGAAGAGGUUGCGAGAAGACCGAAACAAGAAGGUGCCAUGCGACAUCUCUUGAAAUUGCCCUAUUGGUGCGACGUACAUAGAAACCGCCUGCAGGUUAGUUUUGGCCCCCGUGACUACUCAAUGAUGAU